AUUUCCCCAAACCUCUUGGCUGCUUGACUAGGCUGAAGCAUUAACUCAGAGAACCCACGCAGAAGACGAGCAUCCAAGUUCCCAGGCCCCAAUUAUUUGCCCAUCCCCUACUUUUUCAAAGCUAGCUAAGCAGGUAGACUAGGGUCAGAAUACCUUUCUCUGGGUUUCCUCAUCCCGUCAAUAGAUGGGGAAUUAAUUGACGCGAUGAGAGUGGUCCUUUAAAUCCUGCCCUGACGUCACCACCGGGAAUCCCCGCCCUCUCCGCCCAAGAUUCGGGCAGAAACGUUCGGAAGAAGCGCUGCGGCUGCUAGAAAGCUCCUUCGGAAACCCAGGUGUCUAUAAUGCUGUUGCUACAAAGAGUUGCUAUCUCUGGCCUUCGAGUUUCCAGGUUUGACAGGCUGAUUGUCCCAAAGCUAUGUCCACGUGUCUGCUUUACCAGUGAUCCCUCUCAUCUCCAAAGCCCCAAACCUCACGUUUCUAAUGGCGACACUCCUUCUGGAUACUGGGCAGCUGCAGGAGCACUGCUGGGCAUUGGGGCUGUACUGGCCUAUGGAAACCAUAGAGAAAAGGCUGCCCAAGCGUCACUACCCAUAUACACAAAGGCAGAAGUGAGCCGUCAUCGAAGUCUUGAGACACGGGUCUGGGUAACCUUGGGCUGUGAGGUCUUUGAUGUCACAGACUUUGUGCCCAUGCACCCAGGUGGACCAUCUAAAUUACUGCUUGCUGCAGGGGGACCACUGGAGCCUUUUUGGGCUCUGUAUGCAGCACACAACCAGCCACAUGUUCGUGAGCUCCUAGCUGAGUAUAAGAUUGGGGAGCUAAGCCCUGAUGAGGAGAGUUCUUCUGACCUAGUUGCCACUGACCCUUAUGCCGGCGACCCCCCCAGACACCCUGCUCUGCAGAUCAACAGCCAGAAGCCUUUUAAUGCAGAACCACCUCUUGAGCUCUUGGGUGAGAACUACAUCACACCCAGUCCUCUCUUUUUCACCCGAAAUCACCUGCCUGUACCCACCGUAGACCCUGCCACAUACCAUCUGCAAGUGGAAGGACCCCCAGGAGGUCAGACACUGAGUCUGUCGCUAGAUGAUCUCCGUGGCUUCCCCAAGCACCAGGUCACAGUCACCCUGCAGUGUGCUGGUAACCGUCGAAGUGAGAUGGCUCAAGUUAAGUCUGUAAAAGGAUUAAACUGGGGGGCAGGUGCCAUCAGCACAGCCCAGUGGGGCGGAGCCCGGCUCCGAGAUGUUCUGAUCCAGGCUGGCCAUUCACCCUCUGGCCCUGAAGCCCAUGUAUGUUUUGAAGGGCUGGACUGUGACCCCACAGGGACAACCUAUGGAGCCUCCAUCCCCCUAGCUCGGGCUAUGGACCCUGAAGGUGACGUUCUGUUGGCGUAUGAGAUGAAUGGGCAGCCACUGCCCCCUGACCAUGGUUUCCCAGUAAGGGUGGUGGUGCCUGGUAUAGUGGGUGCUCGCCAUGUCAAGUGGCUGGGGAAGGUGAGCAUCAGCCCUGAGGAAAGCCCUAGCCAUUGGCAACGUCGUGAUUACAAAGGCUUCUGUCCCUCAGUAGAUUGGGACAAAGUGGACUUUGACUCUGCCCCAGCCAUUCAGGAGCUCCCUGUCCAGUCAGCCAUCACAGAGCCCAGGGAAGGGCAAACAAUAGAGCCUGGAGAGGUGACUGUGAAGGGCUAUGCUUGGAGUGGAGGGGGUAGGGCUAUCAUCAGGGUGGAUGUGUCUCUGGAUGGUGGGCUGACCUGGCAAGAGGCAAAGCUGGAGGGGGAGGCACAGGCACCAAGGAGAGCCUGGGCAUGGCAGCUGUGGCAGCUUACAGCACCAGUGCCUACUGGGUGGAAGGAACUGAAUAUUAUUUGCAAGGCUGUGGAUGAUGGAUACAAUGUGCAGCCUGACACUGUGGCCCCUAUCUGGAACCUUCGAGGUGUGCUCACUAAUGCCUGGCACCGUAUCCAUGUCCAUGUAGCCCCAUAAGAACAAUUACUGCAGCCUUGACACCCUAUAAGCCAUCCUUCUCAGUCUCUUAGUCUUCCAAACUAUUUCUCUCUUGGACUCUUCCCUUUUCUAUAGACAUUCCAAAACUCCUCUCCUUUCUGGUUCUCAGACACAGUCUCUGGGGUAGCCCCACCCUCCCACUUCCACAAAUAUAUUUAAAUCCCUAACUACCUCCACACAUACACAUUUCCAUUCAUUCCUUCCUCCUAACUCCAAGGACCAGUAUUGAUGAUUUUCUCCAUAUUUAUUCCGUUGUGAUAUCUAACUCAUACUCAGUGAUCCUCUAGACUCUUCUCUGAGAUUGAGUUGAAAACUGUCUGGACAGAAGUUGGAACUGGACAGAAGUAUCAAUCAUCAUAAUAACACCAGCACCACACCACCUCUUUUCUCUCCAGUCUUUUAAUUUCUUUUACCAAUGGGGCCUUAUCUUGUCUUCGCUUUAUACAGAGCAAGCGUGUAUAGAGGGACAUGUGCUGCUGUUUAUUAUCUGCCCCCAGCUCCCUGGGUGUAGGGGACUGUGAAGAAAAAAGGGGGAUUGUAACCUCUUCUUAUUUUUCUAAUUAUAUCAAUAAAGUUUCUGUUUAUUCUCCCGCCUCUUGCCUGGGCAAGGAAGGGAGUAGGAAAGGAAAUAUGAGUUGGGAGGCUGUACUAACAUGUGAAUUCUGUACAUGGGAUGAGGGGGCUGCUAUAUGGUCGCAACAAAACUGGGAACAAAGGAGAUGCCCAAUAAAUUGAAUGUAAUGGAA
Messenger RNA from Dromiciops gliroides (monito del monte), 2746 nucleotides. RefSeq names its product sulfite oxidase (gene SUOX). The record is from RefSeq and is a predicted model, not a curated record. Lineage: Eukaryota; Metazoa; Chordata; Mammalia; Microbiotheria; Microbiotheriidae. Gene Ontology annotation, molecular function: heme binding; molybdenum ion binding; oxidoreductase activity. Gene Ontology annotation, cellular component: mitochondrion. Bases 342 to 1979 code for a protein of 545 amino acids. The transcript is spliced from 4 exons.